AAAAAAAAAACUAAAUUUUUAAUUAAAGAUGUCUGCCGCCACCGAUGCCACCCAAGUUCAAGAAUCUUUAGACAAAUUGUCUAUUGAUUCACCAAAUGCUGGUUCAGAAACUACUGUUCCAACUAGUGCUGAACAAGAAGACCAAACUGAAGGAGCCAAUGUUGCUGAUACUUCUGCUUCUUUGUACGUUGGUGAAUUAAACACCAGUGUUAAUGAAGCUUUAUUAUUUGAAAUUUUUUCUCCUAUUGGACAAGUUUCAUCUAUUAGAGUUUGUCGUGAUGCUGUCACCAAAAAAUCUUUAGGUUAUGCUUAUGUUAAUUAUCAUAAAUUUGAAGAUGGUGAAAAAGCUAUUGAAGAAUUAAACUAUAGUCCAGUUGAAGGUCGUCCAUGUCGUAUCAUGUGGUCUCAAAGAGAUCCUUCUUUAAGAAGAAAUGGUGAUGGUAACAUCUUUAUUAAAAAUUUACAUCCUGCCAUUGACAAUAAAGCUUUACACGAUACCUUUUCAGCUUUUGGUAAGAUUUUGUCUUGUAAAGUUGCCACUGAUGAUAUGGGUAUCUCUAAAUGUUUUGGUUUUGUUCAUUAUGAAACUGCUGAAGCUGCUCAAGCUGCUAUUGAAAAUGUCAAUGGUAUGUUAUUGAAUGAUCGUGAAGUUUUCGUUGGUAAACAUGUUUCUAAAAAAGAUCGUGAAUCUAAAUUUGAAGAAAUGAAGGCUAACUUCACCAACGUUUAUGUUAAAAAUAUUGAUUUACAAUUUUCUGAAGAAGAAUUUGAAAAAUUAUUUAAACCUUAUGGUACUGUUACUUCUAUUUACUUAGAAAAAGAUCAAGAAGGUAAUUCAAAAGGUUUUGGUUUUGUUAAUUUUGAAAAUCAUGAUUCUGCUUUAAAAGCUGUUGAAGAAUUAAAUGAUAAAGAAAUCAACGGUCAAAAAAUUUAUGUUGGUAGAGCUCAAAAAAAGAGAGAAAGAUUAGAAGAAUUGAAAAAACAAUAUGAAUCAACUAGAUUAGAAAAAUUAGCUAAAUAUCAAGGUGUUAAUUUAUUUAUCAAAAACUUGGAUGAUUCAAUUGAUUCUGAAAAAUUAGAAGAAGAAUUUAAACCAUUUGGUUCAAUCACUUCUGCUAGAGUUAUGGUUGAUGAAACUGGUAAAUCUAAAGGUUUUGGUUUCGUUUGUUUCUCUUCUCCUGAAGAAGCUACUAAAGCUAUUACUGAAAUGAAUCAACGUAUGGUUUUGGGUAAACCUUUAUAUGUUGCUUUAGCCCAACGUAAAGAUGUUAGACGUUCUCAAUUAGAACAACAAAUUCAAGCCCGUAAUCAAAUGAGAAUGCAAAAUGCUGCUGCUACUGGUGGUAUUCCAGGUCAAUUCAUUCCUCCAAUGUUUUAUGGUCAACAACCUGGUUUCUUCCCUCCAAAUGGUAGAGGUAAUGGUCCUUUCCCUCCAAAUCCUCAAAUGAUGAUGCCAAGAGGUCAAAUACCUCCUCCUCAAGGUCAAUGGCCAAGACCUGGUCCAAAUGGUCAACCAGUUCCAGUUUAUGGUAUGCCUCCAGUUUACGGUGGUGAUUUCCAAAACCCAAAUGCUGCUGGUUCUCCAGGUCCAAAUAACCGUCAGCAAAGAGGUUACUAUCCAAACAACCGUAAUCAAGUCAAACGUAAUACCAGAGAUUUAGCUGCCAUCAUUGCUUCUGCUCCAAUUGAACAACAAAAGAGAAUCUUGGGUGAAGAAUUAUACCCAAAGAUUGUUUCUACUGGUAAAGCUCAAGAACCUGAAGCUGCUGGUAAAAUUACCGGUAUGAUGUUGGAUUUGGAUAAUCAAGAAAUUUUGGCCUUAUUAGAAGAUGAUGAAUUAUUCAAUAAUCAUUUCGAAGAUGCUUUAACUGCUUUUGAAGAAUAUAAAAAAUCUUCUGAAGGUGUUGUUGAACCUCAAGUUUAAGCUUUCAAAAAGAAAAAACAUCCUUGGUUAUGCAAAACAAGUUAAUGAUUUAUCAAUAAUUUUAUGAAUAAAAAC
Hyphopichia burtonii NRRL Y-1933 is the source of this 1999-nucleotide messenger RNA. RefSeq names its product polyadenylate-binding protein. Gene Ontology annotation, cellular component: ribonucleoprotein complex. Gene Ontology annotation, molecular function: RNA binding. NCBI's taxonomy places the organism in Eukaryota, Fungi, Ascomycota, Pichiomycetes, Serinales, Debaryomycetaceae. The record is from RefSeq and is a predicted model, not a curated record. Bases 29 to 1924 code for a protein of 631 amino acids. The transcript has a single exon.